UUCAACAACUUGACUGGCCGAACAACAAUGAUGAAGCGACGUUGGUCGAAUAACGGCGGUUUCGCCUUUCGCAUGCUGGAAGAAUCCUCCACCGAAGUGAGCUCAUCCUCCAACGGGCUCGUGCUCAGCACGGCUUUGUCGCCCUCACCGCUCGACUCACCCGUUUAUGGUGAACAAGAUCUUUGGUAUGAUGCCGCAUUCAAUGGACACGGUGGCCAUAGCGUGAUCACCGCGGCACAUGGUUGCGCUGCGCUGCUGCCGCCACAAACCACAAUAAUACCGUUGCCACCUUUGGGUGGUGGCAUAAACAAUAUGAAUGUCAAUGGCGCUGGCAAUAACACAAAUGGCGCGAAUUUUGGUCAUGGCGCUGGCGGUGGCGGCGGCGGUGUAAUGGGCCAUGGCAAUCAGCUGAGCAAUGGGCAUCUCGGCAAUCAACAAAACGCACAGAAUAAUAACAAUAAUAAUAAUUUAAAUAUUAAUAACAACAACAACACAAAUAUGUUGCAUGCAACAUUAAAUCAGGGUCUAAUUAAUGGUUUGAUGGGUAGUGUGUUGGGUGCAAAUGCAGGCAUGCAACAUAAUGGACUCAACAUGCAACAGCAUACGCCGCGUAGCGAUUCGGCAAAUUCAAUAUCGUCAGGUAUGUUUCCCAAAACUUUUUCCGAUUCUGACCAACUUUUCCAUAUAAAAAUGGGUGAGUCGUUAGUAUUUCUUAAUAAAGAAAAACAGCAUAGCCUAAAAAUUCCAGACAAAUUUCAUAAUUUUUAUUGCAGAUUAUAUAGUCUUAAGGUAAAUUCAAUAAGGCUUAUCACUGCUUAUAGGUUUCUCACAGUUCCAACUAAUUUUCUUCGAAACGGCUGUGCCGAUUGACUUGAAAUUUUCGCA
Messenger RNA from Bactrocera dorsalis (oriental fruit fly), 885 nucleotides. RefSeq names its product ecdysone receptor-like. NCBI's taxonomy places the organism in Eukaryota, Metazoa, Arthropoda, Insecta, Diptera, Tephritidae. The transcript is spliced from 2 exons. The coding region runs from base 28 to 870 and encodes 280 amino acids. The record is from RefSeq and is a predicted model, not a curated record.